Molecule: messenger RNA, 1857 nt
Organism: Canariomyces notabilis
Lineage: Eukaryota; Fungi; Ascomycota; Sordariomycetes; Sordariales; Chaetomiaceae
Exons: 4
Coding region: 1-1857 (618 amino acids)
Biological process (GO): protein sumoylation
Cellular component (GO): cytoplasm; SUMO activating enzyme complex
Molecular function (GO): SUMO activating enzyme activity
Source: RefSeq, a predicted model, not a curated record
AUGUUCCCGCUAAUCAAAGCCAAACAGUCGCGUGUGUUGAUGGUGGGUGCCGGAGGGAUUGGGUGCGAGUUGCUAAAGAACCUUGUCCUCACUGGCUUUGAAGAAGUCCAUAUUGUCGACCUUGACACGAUCGACCUGAGCAAUCUCAACCGCCAAUUCCUGUUCCGACACGAGCACAUCAAAAAGUCAAAAGCAUUGGUCGCAAAGGAAGCCGCACAAAGAUUCAACCCAGCCGUUAAGCUCGUCGCGCACCAUGCGAACAUCAAAGACCCCCAGUUCAGCAUCGAGUGGUUCAGCGGGUUCAAGAUAGUCUUCAAUGCGCUGGACAACCUGGAUGCCAGGCGCCAUGUCAACAAGAUGUGUCUGGCGGCCGACGUGCCGCUGAUUGAGAGUGGGACUACGGGCUUCAACGGCCAGGUGCAGGUGAUCAAGAAAGGUGUCACAGCAUGCUACGACUGCGCGCCCAAAGAAACGCCCAAAACAUUCCCUGUCUGCACUAUCCGCAGCACGCCGAGUCAGCCGAUCCACUGCAUUGUCUGGGGCAAGAGCUAUCUGCUCAACGAAAUCUUCGGAAUGAGCGAGGACGAGUCCGCUUUCGACCACUCGACAGAUGCCGACAAUGCGAAGGAAAUUGAGGAGCUCAAGAGGGAAUCCGAAGCACUGAGAAAGAUUCGACAGUCAGUCGGUACCCCCGAGUUCCACGAGAUGCUGUUCAACAAGGUGUUCAACACGGAUAUUGUGCGUCUGCGGUCUAUGGAGGACAUGUGGAAGACGAGAAAGCCACCCGAGCCCCUAGAAUACAGGACGUUGCUUCAGAAAGCUGCCAAACCGCUCGCGGCAAAAGAAGCAGUGUUACAGGAUGGGCAGAAAGUAUGGUCGCUGGAGGAGAAUCUGGUCGUGUUCAACGACAGCCUGGACCGGUUGAGCAAGCGCGUUCUUGAUAUGAAGGCCGCGCAGAACGGCUCCGGGGAAGAGGCUAUUAUCACCUUCGACAAGGACGAUGAAGAUACACUAGACUUCGUUGCCGCGAGCGCGAACAUCAGGUCAACUAUAUUCGGCAUUGACCGAAAAUCCAAAUUCGACAUUAAGCAGAUGGCUGGCAACAUCAUCCCCGCCAUUGCGACAACGAAUGCAAUCGUGGCCGGUCUCUGCGUUCUCGAAUCCUUCAAGGUCCUCAGGGGCGAGUACGACCAGGCCAGGGAGGUAUUCCUGACGCCCUUCUCAACCGCCAGGCUUCUGGCGUCCGACAAGUCCAGGGAGCCCAAUCCGGAUUGUCCGGUGUGCGGCGUCUUCCAGACCCGUGUGUACGUCGACCUGUCGCGGGCGACGCUGAACGACCUUGUUGAGGACUUUUUGAAGCUGCAACUGGGCUACGGAGAAAAGGAAAUCUCCGUCAGCAACGAGGUCGGCAUACUAUACGACCCAGAUGAGACUGACAACUUGUCUAAGAAGCUGAGCGACCUUGGCAUCAAGCCGGAUUCGUUCUUGACGAUCACCGACGAGGAUGACGAAGAUCCGUACGUCAACGUGGUGAUUGCCAUCCAGGAAGCCAAGGAACCGCUCGCCGACAAGCCCAUCAAGGGCGCCUUGUCGGAGGGAGUGAAAAUCCCGAUCAAGCCGAAGAAGACGCCGGCACCCGAGACCAACGGUCAAAGCAGCCGCGCGCCCAAGCACGGCAUCGACUCCGAGGCUGCAAAACCAGCCGACGCCACACCCGCCAAGCGCCCGCACCCCGAAAGCAUCGACGACAGCUUGUCUGCCAAGAAAGCCAGAAUCGCUGCAGCGCCGAAGGCGGAUGACGAAGUCAUUCUUGUGGAGAGCGAAGCGGGAGGUGCCAUUGUCAUUGACGAUGACUGA